Hirundo rustica (Barn swallow) is the source of this 1333-nucleotide messenger RNA. It is a transcript of the gene PTP4A2, whose product is annotated as protein tyrosine phosphatase 4A2. NCBI's taxonomy places the organism in Eukaryota, Metazoa, Chordata, Aves, Passeriformes, Hirundinidae. The transcript has 7 exons. The record is from RefSeq and is a predicted model, not a curated record. Gene Ontology annotation, cellular component: nucleus. The coding region runs from base 643 to 1146 and encodes 167 amino acids. Gene Ontology annotation, biological process: protein dephosphorylation; positive regulation of cell migration. Gene Ontology annotation, molecular function: protein tyrosine phosphatase activity.
CCGCCCGCGACCCCGCCCGACCCCGCCCGGCCCCCGGCCCGCUCAAUGCCCAGGGUGUUCUGUUGGAGGAUACUUGGCACAUUUAUGGCGAUUCUGAGCGUCAGGGCAGACUUCUGCCAGGCCCAGCACAGCACCCUGGCUGCCAAGUGAGCUCAGGGGGCUCCCCACGUGUGCGUCGGGCUCAGAUUUAUGGGCUAUCUCCUGCCCGUUGGAAGCGGAUUCCUGUCACGGACUCUGGCAGAACUCAGCGCCAGGAAAACCAAGCGUGAAGACGACGAAACCCUGCCCUCGCUUCCUUCGCCUCACCAGUGCCUCGAUGUAGAACUGCCCAGUGGGAAUUUCGGGAGUCUGAAGGAUAACACCCCGCCAGGAAUUGAGGAUUCGGAAGCAAACCUGCUUUUUUUUCUAGGAGCAAAAAAUCCCUGAGGAACAAACCCGGCAAAGCAAGCUCUGAUCAAUCCCAGGCAUAUUAGUGAUUUUUUUUUUUUUUUUGAUGUUUUCUGCUGUGAAACGUUUCCAAGGUCAUUGAUUAUUUUUUUUUUCCCCCUUUUAUUUUGAUUUUUUUUUUCUUUCUUUUUCCUUUUUUUUCCUUUUUUUUUUUUUUAUUUUUUGUUUGGCCCCUCACACAUUUUCUUUGCCAUUAUGAACCGUCCAGCCCCCGUGGAAAUUACUUACGAGAAUCUGCGUUUCCUGAUCACUCACAACCCAACCAAUGCAACCCUCAGCAAGUUCAUUGAGGAGCUGAAGAAGUACGGGGUGACAACCUUGGUGCGAGUUUGUGAUGCCACUUAUGAUCAAGCUCCAAUCGAGAAAGAAGGAAUCCAAGUUCUAGACUGGCCGUUCGAUGACGGAGCGCCGCCCCCCAGUCAGAUCGUGGAGGACUGGCUCAACCUCCUAAAAACCAAAUUUCGGGAGGAGCCGGGAUGCUGCGUGGCUGUUCACUGCGUGGCAGGCUUGGGGAGGGCUCCGGUUCUGGUGGCGCUUGCUCUCAUUGAGUGCGGGAUGAAGUACGAGGACGCAGUUCAGUUCAUAAGGCAGAAAAGGAGGGGAGCUUUCAAUUCCAAACAGCUGCUUUACCUGGAGAAAUACCGGCCCAAGAUGAGAUUACGCUUCAAAGAUGCCAACGGUCACUGCUGUGUUCAAUAAAUAAAUAAACACCAAAAAAAAACCCAGAAAUGAUCUCAAAAAAGGAAGGCAGAAGUGAGCUGGGCUCUUGGACUCUUUGGCACCUGGAAAUGUGAAUCUGGAAUCAAAAAAAAAGAAAAAAAAACCACCCCAACCAAACAAAAAGUCUUCAAAUUAAUGGAGUUAGCGUUCCUCGACCUCUGUCCUU